AUGGCGUCUACCGCCCCUCCUCGGCCUCGCGCCCGCCCAGCACACACACAGGGCGUCACUCGCUGCGCCUACACACCAAACGGCUCGAAGCUCGUGACCGUCGGCUCAAACAACACGAUCCGUCUGUACAAGACCGGCUUUGACGGCGAGCCCACCAAUAUCGACGACUGCCAGGAGCAGAACACGGCCCUUGCCAGUCGUGACGACUACUUCAUAGUCGGGUCCGAGGAUGGCACAGUCAGCUUGUAUUCGAUUUCCGACGCCACAUUCGACAAAUUUCUCCUGCGAAGCUCCCUCCCUAUCCGCGAUGUGGCGGUGUCUCCAGAUGCGAAGUGGUGUGCGGUGGCCAGCGACGAGCUCACUGUCAAGCUCGUGCGCACCGACGACAACAGCCAGAUCCGCCACCUCAACGAGCACAACAAGCCAACAAAGCACUUGGCUUUCGACCCCUCCGGCUCGACCAUAGCGCUCGCGUGCAGCGACGGAAUCAUCUAUGUCUACUCGCUCAGCUCAGAGCAGCCGGAGCUAAUUCGCCGGGUUGAUGGUGUGAUCGGACCCAUAGACACAGAGUCCGACGUCAGCUCGAGGGUUGCGUGGCACCCAGACGGGCGAGCCUUCGCCGUGCCAACGCCAACCAGGGAUAUACAAGUCGUGUCAAAGGGUGAUUGGGAGAAGCAGAGACUCUUCUCGGGCGGUCACCUGGGUGACAUUACGGCGCUGGAGUGGUCGCCCAACGGUGCGCUGCUGGCAUCGGCAGGCAAGGACAAGAAGAUUGUGCUGUGGGAGACAAAGACUCAGACGAUCCUUGCGAAGCUGGAUUUCGCCAACGUCAUUGACAUCUGCUGGCAUCCUAGCGAGAACCUGGUGUCGUUCACAAACUCGGACGGCGAGGUUUACAUUCAUCCAGAACUUGUGCCUGAACAACAUUCACCUCUACUCAAAUUGAGUCGGCAGCCUGCUCCAUUUAUUCACGACCCUCAGACGGAGCUCACAACCAAUUUGAGACGGCCGGAGGCCAAUGGCGUGCAUGCCGGUGCCCCUCGCCGCCGCAGAGAUUCUGUGGACAGUUAUGAUUCCCUCCUGGACGGGCCCCUUCCUGAAGAUGAAGACUUUGUGGAGGACGAUGACGGCGCCGGGUACGUCAUUAAUGGUAAUGGCAAGCGAAUUCCCGGCCCAGGCAAUGCCGUGGGCAGCACGAAUUAUAAGCGGAGACAUAUUGAGCCUCAGUACCAUGAGGCGUUCCAGCCAGGCUCAACGCCUUGGCGCGGAAACCGAAAGUAUUUGUGCCUGAACCUCAUCGGUUUCGUGUGGACUGUCGACCAAGAUGGACAUCACACAGUCACAGUGGAGUUCUAUGAUCAUGAGUUCCACAGGGAUUUCCAUUUUACGGAUACGUUCUUGUACGACAAGGCCUGUCUCACGGACAAGGGCUGCUUGUUCUCAUGCCCUCCAACGGACGACACCCCGGCGACAAUAUUUUACCGGCCUCACGAGACAUGGACUCAUCGCACUGACUGGCGGACGCAGCUGCCCAAGGGCGAGGCUGUGCUAGCCAUGUCGCUUAGUGACUCUUUUGUCACAGUAACCACCACAGCCAACUAUGUGCGUGUCUACACCCUGCACGGGGUCCCUUACAGGGUUUAUCGCCCCAAGAGCGCCCCAAUGGUCACCUGCGCCAGCUGGAGAGACUAUGUCAUGACUAUUGGUAACGGUUCUGUCGGUGCAGAUGGAUUCACCCGGUUACAGUAUACUAUACAGAACCUGAAAAGGGACGAGAUCUGCCAGAAUGAGGAUAUCGUGGCGCUUCCGGAAGGGGCUACACUCAAGAGUGUCUUUUUCUCAGACAAUGGCGAUCCAUGCAUCUACGACUCCACGGGCACACUAUUAACUUUGUUGCACUGGCGCCAACCAUCAAAAGCUUCUUGGAUACCUCUGCUCGACACCACGCUCCUUCCUCGCCUUGCAUCUGGACGAAAGCACGAGUCAUAUUAUCCGAUUGCUGUUGCGGAUGGUAGAUUCCACUGCAUCAUCCUCAAGGGCGGAGACCAGUACCCAUACUUCCCCCGGCCAUUGCUGUCCGAGUUCGACUUCUCUAUCCCGUUGACAUCUGAACCUCCGAAGACCAAAAGCCAGAAUGAUGAUGCCAUGGAAGAUGAAGCAGACGAAGCUUCCUCUGAAAUUCGCAAGCUUGAGCAGCAGUACCUCCUUAAGGAUAUCGCAGCUGCUCAGCUGCAAGAUCUGAUUGACUCGAGUGGAGGUGCACAUGCGCAAAGGUCAAGUCUGGCUCGUCUGGAGCUGGAUAUCGACAAGACGCUGCUUCAGUAUCUCGCCAUUGAGUGUCGCGAGGGCGAGGAGCGUGGCAUGCGGGCCCUCGAGUUGGUCGAGCUCAUGCGGGACCGGACGGGAAGGAUGUUUGAGGCUGCAGGGAAGAUUGCAGAGAGGUAUGGCCGCUCUAUCUUGGGCGAGAAGAUAAGAGAAGUUGGUGAGAAGCGAAUGAAUGCCAUGGAGGAGGACUACUAG
Microdochium trichocladiopsis is the source of this 2520-nucleotide messenger RNA. RefSeq names its product WD40-repeat-containing domain protein. The transcript has 2 exons. Bases 1 to 2520 code for a protein of 839 amino acids. Gene Ontology annotation, biological process: mitotic cell cycle; DNA repair; DNA-templated DNA replication. Gene Ontology annotation, cellular component: nuclear replication fork. The record is from RefSeq and is a predicted model, not a curated record. Gene Ontology annotation, molecular function: protein binding; chromatin binding. NCBI's taxonomy places the organism in Eukaryota, Fungi, Ascomycota, Sordariomycetes, Xylariales, Microdochiaceae.